AUGGAGCGGAUGCAGUACUUCCGGUCCAGGAAUUGGUUGGACAAGGACUCGCAAGUGCUACAGAUCCGCCUUUACCUAAUGAACUCGGAGCUAGGACAACCCAACCUGGAACAGAUGACCUUGACCUUUUACUUUGCCGAUGGCGGCAGUGUCUACUACUCGCGGGAUUUCCAAGCGAUCUUCUUUGAGGUCUUUCCCAACAGCUUUAGUUUAGUGGCUGACGGCCUCUUCUUCUUGACCCUGUGCUUCACAGGUGUGUUGCAAACCAUCGUUUUGUGGCGAGCCUUGCGAGACCGCCGCAUGAAGAAGUACUUGACGGAUAUCAGGAAUCUGCUGGAGUUGAUUGUGAUCGCAGGUGGCAUCUAUUUCUGUGCUCAGUUCUACAUGGUCUACCUCACGAAGGAAGAGACGACGGAGUUCAUCACCAAUCUCCGUGCGAAGGGAUGGAACAUCUACGACGCACAACAAGAGGAUGUUGAGGAGCUCUUUGCCAAAGGUGAAUCCGCAUCCAGUGAGAUCCUGAGCCUCCGUCUGCUGGCGGCCAACUAUACCUUGAUCCUCACGUUCCGCUUCUUCGCGAACUUCCAGGCGCAACCUCAGCUGGCCAUCAUCACCAACACCUUGGGAUCUUUGAUUGUGGAAAUCGUCCACUUCAUGGUGGUCUUCAUUCCAGCCUUCCUGGUCUAUGUGUUCAGUGCCACGUUACUCUUUGGCCGGCGCAUCGAGGACGUGUCAACCUUUUGGGGAUCCAUGGGAUACAUCUUCCGCAUGACGCAGGAGGGCGAAUACGACUGGGAAGCAUUCCAGAUGGAGAACUACUGGUCCUCUGCCAUUUGGGUCUGGAGCUUCGUCGUCUUCAUCAACAUGCUGUUGAUCAAUCUGUUGAUCGCCAUCAUCCUAGAUACCUACAAGGAACUUCAAAAGGCCGAAGAAUCCCGGGAAGCCGUGCCUUGGACGGAGAGCGGUGUGGAACACCAUGGCGCAAUUCUGGUAUCGCCUGAUCUACGUGAGGAGAAGUCCGUCCAGGCUCUAUGGUACGUGGUUCGUCCAGGCUAUAUGGUGGCCCUCUUUUUGUUGGGCUGGGCCGCAAAUGUGGCGCUCUUCCAGCGGCACUGCAUCGACUAUGGAGCCGUGCUGGGAAUCACCAAAGAUGAGAUGGUCUCGGUGCGGUUCCUGGUGGUUUUGGCCGCCUUCCUGGCUCUUCUGCUGAGUUUGCUGCGCACCAUGGCCUUCCUCCAUGGUCCCUCUGCCGAGCUACUGGCUGUGGUGCUUGCGGGCUAUCUGCUGGCGACUCUCGUGGUGCUAGGCGGGCUGCCAAGACCGGCCAUGAAGCACUGCCGCUGGCGUGAGCCCUUCACGCUGGCCCUGUGGCGUUGUGUCUGGCCGGACGGGUCCAAAGAGAUUCCCUUCGCGGAGGUCCUGGUGGCGGAUGGCUUGACCUCAGUGGCCAAGCUCUUUUUUGAUCUAACCUUUGGAACCUGCAUUGUGAGUUCCUGUCGCUACCGGGGUGUGGAGACUGCUGCCCUAGGAGAAGUGGGCCUAGGGACCUUGUCUCCACUGGCCAGACCUGAGCUCAAUGCUGCUGCAGAGCUGGCCUCGGCAGUGGAGCAAUGUAGUCGCUCAUGUUUGCCCUAUUUAGCCUGGUCGGUGCCCUUCCUGAUCCGUGCGCGGCAGUGCGUCAUCACGGCGCGGCACGCGCCGGACGCGUUGAGCCGCGACCUGCAACGGAUCAACCUGGCGAAGUACUGCAGCGCGCUGCCGGUGGUCUUCUUUGCCAUGUGUCAUGCGCGGGUCAUUCCCGGCAUCUCCGAUCUGUCGAUCUUCACCUCGGAAGACUUCGAAGUGCUGUGGGCACUGGCGGCCAUUGUGAACUCGGCCUUUUCCUUCAUCUGGGAUUUAGUCAUGGACUGGGGUUUGCUGCAUCUGAUGCCCCACAAACCCGGGAACUUUGGUCUCAGACCGGUCUUGCUGUAUCCGCAGCCACCCAUCGUCUACUACUUGGCCAUUGUCUUGAACUUCAUUGGCCGCACCUUGUGGUCCUUGCGCUGGUCCGAGCAGGCGACGAUCUUCCUGGGCGCCUUCUUUCUCUCCAGCGUGCAGCAAGCGGCCGAAGUGCUACGGCGCUGCCUGUGGAACGUCCUACGCGUGGAAUGGCAAUGUUCGGAUCGCUAUCGCCCCGAGCUCUUAGACAAGAUCACAAUGCAGGAGCGCCGCAAAUUGAACACCCGGCGAAGUAUCGACAUCAAGCGGCAAGUGGAGCAGUUUCCUCAGAUGCCGCAGCACCAAUUGGAUCUGAUCUUUGAAGACAGUGCCAUCCAGAUGCAAGCCCAGGCCAACAAAGACAUCAACACAGAGAAGCUGGUGAAAAUGGCCGGUUCUCUGAUGAGCUCUGUGAGCGGUGUCAACGACUCCUUAGCCGAGAUGAUGACAGAGGAGUCGAGGGAUUCCCUGCAAAGCUGGGUAGUCGGCAAGACUCCAGGUGGCAAAGCUGAAGGAGACCUGCAAUACAAAGGCAGCAAACCCCCUAGGCUGGUGGAUCCCGUGAAGGUGGACAGCGUGGACAGCAUCCCAGAGGGGGAAGAGGCUCUUUCGGAGAAAGAAGAAUUGCCAGACCCCGAUGAGGCCAUACCCAUUGAGGAAGAAUGGAAGACUCUGUGGCUGCGAGAAACUGAGACGAUGAUGAAGGCGCAAAGGAGUUGGCUGGUGAAUGCCUCAUGGCAUUUGGAUCAGUUGAAUGCUGUCUUGAAGCAAAGGGCCAAGCAGCUGGGUGUGAGCGGCAAGGUGCUGCCGAGCAAAGGAACACCGGCGAAGGUGAAGGAACCGGCCGCCUUCAGCACGUCACCUGGACGGGAGAGGGGGUAG
Molecule: messenger RNA, 2862 nt
Organism: Cladocopium goreaui
Lineage: Eukaryota; Dinophyceae; Suessiales; Symbiodiniaceae
Source: the annotation of a GenBank genome assembly